Molecule: messenger RNA, 1833 nt
Organism: Solanum tuberosum (potato)
Lineage: Eukaryota; Viridiplantae; Streptophyta; Magnoliopsida; Solanales; Solanaceae
Product: rRNA methyltransferase 1, mitochondrial
Exons: 1
Coding region: 194-1573 (459 amino acids)
Biological process (GO): rRNA methylation
Cellular component (GO): chloroplast
Molecular function (GO): rRNA (guanine) methyltransferase activity; RNA binding
Source: RefSeq, a predicted model, not a curated record
AGUAUUGAACAUUGGUGAACCUCAAGGGUGUAAGCGAUAACAUAGCUCGAAAACUAUCAACUCCUCUCACUGCCCCUCUUUUCGAGAGCAGCAGAUAAACCCUCCUAAAAUCCUUGAGGUGAACAGCGUCAGUUUCAAGUCCUGCUCGCAGCCAUUGAUCUUCUCUCUGAAGGUUUCUUCACAAUUUUCCAUUAUGCUAAAACAGUUUCAUACCCCCAGAUCUUUAGUCCUUUUCUGCACUACUAAACCCCUUUGGAACUUAGAAAUAUCUAUGAAUUUUUCAUGUGGGUUUCUCCCGAAAUCUCACCAACAUUCAAUUACUGUUAGAAGUUUUUCAACGAAAAUUGCAGAGGGUAGUGAAAAGAGUCUUCCUUGGCUUGGAAAAGAUAAAGUGAAACAAACUAAAAGACCUGAAAAGGUGGUUGUAAACAGGUCUUCUUGGGGGGAAUCGGCUGACAAGUUGUUUAAAGGUGCAGAGAAAAGUGUAGAACUUAAGAGAUAUGAGGAUAGACGAGACAAUUAUAAGAGCACAACUAAUAGUGGAGAAGAUGAUGAUGAAGGAGAAAUGGAUGAUCCGAGAUGGGAUAAGAUUAAGAGCAGGUUCAGUCGGAUUAAGGUAAGACCGGGGUCUGAUAGGCCAGAGGUUAGAAGGUGGAACAAUCAAGAUAGUUGGGGUAAAAAGACAUGGAAAGAGGCGUCUGAAUCAACCCUACCGAGAAUGAUAGGCGAGGGGGUUUAUGGUGUUGGCCCUGUUUUAGCUGCAUUGUCAGCUGGAAGAAGAGAAUUUUAUGGUCUCUAUAUUCAGGAAGGGUUGGAUCUGAGUGGGAAUAACAGGAAGAAGAAGGAUAAGAAAGGGUUUGAGAGAGUUUUGAGGACAGCGGAGAAAGUUGGAUUAAGUAUAAAGGAAGUAUCUAAACAUGACCUCAAUAUGAUUAGUGAUAACAGGCCUCAUCAGGGACUGGUCCUUGAUACUUCUCCAUUGGAAAUGGUUGGUAUCAAGGAAUUGGAACCUGUUUCAAUUGAAGAAGAUACCACUCCUCUUUGGGUUGCUUUGGAUGAGGUUACUGAUCCUCAGAAUUUGGGUGCAAUUAUACGGUCUGCUUACUUUUUCGGAGCUUCUGGGAUUGUUUUGUGUGCUAAGAACUCUGCUCCAUUGAGUGGGGUAGUGAGCAAAGCAAGUGCCGGCUCACUUGAAUUAAUGGAGCUGAGGUCUUGCAAGAAUAUGAUGCAAUUCCUAACGUCUUCGGCAGAAAAUGGAUGGCGGGUCCUAGGUGGUUCUGUUUCUUCAAGAGCUGUUCCGUUGCAUGAGAUUGUGCCUGGUGCUCCUACAAUACUUGUUUUGGGAAGUGAAGGGACUGGUCUGAGACCAUUGGUGGAGAGGUCAUGUACUGAAUUAGUUAGAAUUCAGGGAAAUAUCCCUUUGGAUAUAAUCGCUGCAGAAGAUGAGGAUGCUGAGAGUGAUGAUAGUAUUUUAGGUCAGAACUUUAGGUCCUUUAUGGCUGUGGAAAGCUUGAAUGUAAGUGUUGCAGCAGGUGUGCUUCUUCAUCACUUGAUUGGUAGCAAAAACAACUAACAACAAAAGCAAGCUUAUGUAAUUUUGAUUGUUUCAGUGAUAUUCAUUUGCAUUUUCUUGGCCUUCUUUCUGUGCUAUAACAAGGAAUAUUUUACAACACUUUUCUUUCGGAAGUACGCAUACAGACAUUUGGUGAUUUUUCUGUAAUGGAUUGGCUUUGUUGGCAUUGCAUCUCAAAUUGCUCUGUCCGAGAUUGUUAAGGUUUUGUUGAACUUAGUUCAGCUUGUGAUAUUUCUAUGCAAGGAUUUGGUUGUUCUGGA